Pedinophyceae sp. YPF-701 is the source of this 543-nucleotide messenger RNA. The record is from the annotation of a GenBank genome assembly. NCBI's taxonomy places the organism in Eukaryota, Viridiplantae, Chlorophyta, Pedinophyceae.
AUGAGCCUCACUGUCCGCGCACCCCUGCUCUCUGCCGCCCGCAACGGCAGCGCCUCCGCUCUCUCAGCGAUCCGCCCGCUCGCGAGCCAAGGCGCGUCCCGCCGCGUCGCGUGCGACGCGUACAAGCUCAAGUUCGCCGGCGACGGCACGUCCGACCACCUCGCGGUGCCCGACGUCCCUGGCCCCACGGAGUUCGAGCUGCCGGUGCCCAGCAAGCUGACCGUGGGGCGGUCCGAGGGGAACGACAUCCACAUCCCCGUCUCCACCGUCAGCGGGCAGCACUGCAUCAUCCUCGCCGAGGACGGCAUGGUCCGCAUCGGCGACGUCGGCUCCACGAACGGCACCUUCGUGAACGACAUCGCGAUCAAGCCCAUGGAGGACGUCGGCAUUCAGCCUGGGAGCUACAUCACCUUCGCCGACAGCCACCUGGCGCGGUACCAGCUGAUUGAGUACGAGUCUGAGGAGGCGGCGCCCGCGGCGGACGAGGAGGGGUCCGCAGCGGACGCGCGCGCGUGGAUCGAGGCCUGGCGGGCGAAGCAGUAG